Myzus persicae (green peach aphid) is the source of this 2941-nucleotide messenger RNA. Its product is annotated as membrane-associated guanylate kinase, WW and PDZ domain-containing protein 3-like. Gene Ontology annotation, molecular function: actin binding; muscle alpha-actinin binding. The transcript is spliced from 10 exons. Gene Ontology annotation, biological process: muscle structure development; actin cytoskeleton organization. The record is from RefSeq and is a predicted model, not a curated record. Bases 648 to 2435 code for a protein of 595 amino acids. NCBI's taxonomy places the organism in Eukaryota, Metazoa, Arthropoda, Insecta, Hemiptera, Aphididae. Gene Ontology annotation, cellular component: Z disc; filamentous actin; adherens junction.
UUAAUUAGUUGGUAUGUAUUUACUAAGAUUUAAAGUGUAAAAAAUAAAUAUGUUAUAAUACCUAUAUGUUAAUCACUAUGAUUCUAUAUACAUAGUUAUUAGUUUAAGGCAUUUAGGCCAUUAGCAGUAGGCCAUUAGGACACAAUUGUAAAUAUUUGUUACAAUAUGCAAUAAUUUUAAUAAAAAUAAAUUUUGAUAAGUCAGAAUUGGAUCGGUAAGUAUAAGGUAUAUUAGAAAAUAUAACAUUAUUUGUGAUUGUUGCAAAAAUAUGGACAUGUUUAUUUACAAUACCUCAUAGGUAUCUAUAUAUAUUAUAUAUUAUAAUAAAUUAACAGUAUGAGAUCACAAUAUUCAUGAUGUGCCAAUUUUGCUACGACACUAUUCGUACGUAAUGAUAUCUUAAGAUAAAUGUACAAUUAGAAUGUCAGGUAUUAAUGGCUAAAAGCCAAAAGGUAUUCUGAGAUUAGAGUAUCCUAAGUGGAUCGUCAAUAUAGGUGCAGCUAGAAUACAAAUCGAACGCAUGGCUGAAAGAUAUUUUACGAUGAACUUGAAGUUAUGCAAAUCAAUUUAUAGAAUUUACUUAAUCGUCAUAUAAAUUAUAUAUUCAUUAAUAAUUAUCUUAAAUUAAAUUCAAAUACAAUAAUAAAAUGUGCGAAGAAAUUGAACUUCAUCGAUACGAUGACACGCCUUGGGGAUUUCGACUGACAGGAGGCCAUGAUUUCGGGAUUCCUCUUACUGUCGUUCGGGUGACUGGAGGUAGUUUGGCCGAGGAAGCCGGUAUGAAUGUCGGAGAUAUGAUUAUUGAAAUUAACGGAGAUAACACUGCACAAAUAACUCAUAGCGAAGCUCAGCAAUGUAUUUUAGAAGCUGGCAACAGUAUUACUCUAUCGAUUUUACGAGGAAGUCCAGUACCAGCAGUUACACCAACCAGAGGACUACACACACCUACAGUCAUUGAUCGUGCAACAUCUUCAAUUGGAAGUUUAACUGAGUAUGAGCAUAGAGAUCAUGUAGUAUCAGCUGUAUCAGAAUCAUAUGAGAGUGGCCAUGAGAUGACUGAAGAAGAAAUAGCUGAAAAAUUAUUAGAAAGUGCUGAAGUUAUUGAAAAUAAUGGGAAAAAUGUCAUAGGUGUCAAUUUUAAACGUUUUGUGCCUAAAUGUGAUUUUAUUAAAAAUUCACUGGUAUUUCAAACAUUACAAGAAGAACAAAUUUUUGACCAAAAAUCAGAGCAAGAACAAUUAAAAAGGUGUCCAACGAAAAGAUUUUCAACAUUUUUAACAACACCAAAUAGGCCUAAAAUCAGACCGCCUGAAAAAAAAAAACCUGAAGAAGUAAAACAAACUGAGGUAAAUGAAUCUGAAAAUGAGCUAGUUGAGGAAAAUAAAUCCAAUUCUUGCGAACAAGUAUGUACCAACUGUAAAUGUAAAUUAAGUGAUAUAGAAGAUUGUAUUGUAUCUACGGAUACAGUAACAGAAAUUGGAAAUGAUGAAAUCGAUCAUAAUGUAGAAGAAUUUGAAGAAAAUUUGGAAAAUCACAUUGAAAUCAAAACUGAAGAUCACGAAGAGCAAUGUGGGAUUGACCAUGAAGAAAAAGAAAAUAUUAAAACAAACGAGGACUUAAUUGAAAAAAUUGAAGAAAUUCAUGAAUCAAAAAUUGAUGAAGUGAACAAAGAGCCUGAGAAUACGUUUGAAAAGAGUAUAUUAAAUAUUCAAAAUCAAUUGACAGCUAUUCGAGAAUUACCACUACAAAUACAAAAUCAUAUUUCAUUAUUGGAAAAACAACUUUCAGAUAUACUCUCCCACAAAAUUCAACUUACUGAAACAUCUGAGAGUAAUGAAAUUAAAAACAAUGAUGCUGAAGAAGAACAAAAAGAAAGUUUGACUGAACAGGAAAAUAUUGAUGACGGGUCAUUAGAGACAUUAUAUGAUGAUGAAGCGUUUGAGACAGCCAUUGAUGAAACAUUUGAAGAUGUACAAGAAUCAGAUUCUAAUGGAAUAUCAGAAGACAAUUCUGAAGAAGAAGCUGAAGAUAGAGAACCUAGUGGUAGGCCAAUGUACCCUCUUACACCAUUGCCAAGACCUAUCGUUUUACCUGGUGGUCGCAAAUGGAGAUGCCCCAAAGAUGCUUACAAUGAGAAAUUUAUUGCUGAAACAUUAAUAUCUCAAGCGGAAGUUUUAGUUGGUUCUACAUUGGGGGUAAAUUUUAGAAAGUAUGAGCCACCAAAAUUUGACUUGUCUAAUUCAGCGGUAUACAAAUUAGUGCAUAAUAUUGAGAAAAAAAAUACUGGGGGUAUUGAAAAUAGACCUGAAGUAGUUGCUGCCGAAGAAGAUUUCUACUACCACAAACCAAUUGACGCACGACAAUUCUACUUAGCUACACUCCCACAACCAACAACGGUACCGGAUUUUGAAACAGAUAGUCAAUAUGGACAUUAGGUGUAAACUAUAUUUUAUUUUUAAAUCCAAAGUAGUAUUGUUCUAAAAAAUAUUAUUUAGUAUAAGUUAAUUUAUUGUUAUUUAUUAUACCUACAUUUAACACUUUAGUUUAAUAUUAUAGAAAAGUUAGAAUAACUGAAAAUGUACCCAAUCCUCCAAUUAUUGUAUUAAGUUUAUAUCUUAUUUUUUAAUGUGUCAAUGAUUUAAUGUUAAUGAAUUCUCAGAUGUUUGAUUUUGAUUAUAGUAGAUAUAUUGUGUUGUUAGAAAUCUGAAAGUAAAAUAUUGGUAUUAAUUGUAAACAGGUACUGUACUAUCUAACCAAAAACAGUUUUGUAGAGCCAAACCAUCUGUAAAAUGUUUUAAGCCGGCUAAAAAAUCAUAAAAAAAAAAAAACUAUUUGUCAAAAUUAAAAUUUUUUAUACCCUAUUGACUAUGUCUAAUACUUAAAAACUAGUGCAUUCAUUACUAAGUAUUUAUCGAUAUUAUAAUCAAUAUUUCAACUUGAA